Microthlaspi erraticum is the source of this 801-nucleotide messenger RNA. NCBI's taxonomy places the organism in Eukaryota, Viridiplantae, Streptophyta, Magnoliopsida, Brassicales, Brassicaceae. The record is from the annotation of a GenBank genome assembly.
AUGAACAGCAAUAUUAUCCUUUUCGUAACAUUUCUUGCUCUUUUAUCUUCAGCUCUAGCCGCUGAUGAGACAGAGACUGAGUUUCAUUACAGAAAAGGUGAGGAAGCCGAUCCCUCGAAAUGGAGCAGUAUCAAGCCUGAAUGGAAGAUUUGCGGGACAGGGAAGAGACAAUCGCCAAUCGAUCUUACUCCCCAAAUAGCUAAAUUAGUUCAUAACUCUACAGAGCUUCUUCAGACAUACUACAAACCAGUAACAGCUACUCUCAAGAACCGUGGAUACGACAUGAUGAUUUCAUGGACAGAGGACGCAGGGAAGGUCGUGAUCAACAAAACCGACUAUAAAUUGGUUCAAAGCCACUGGCACGCACCUUCAGAGCAUUUCCUCAAUGGAGAAAGGUUGGCCAUGGAACUUCACAUGGUGCACAAAAGCGCAGAAGGACACUUGGCAGUUAUCGGAAUUCUCUUCAGAGAAGGUGCACCGAAUGCUUUCAUUUCACGGAUAAUGGACAAGAUCAAUUCGAUCGCAGACAAACAAGGAGGAGAGGCAAUCAUAGGACAGAUAGACCCAAGAGAGGAGUUCGAAUGGGAUCUAACGAAAUUCUAUGAAUAUAGAGGAUCGCUCACCACUCCUCCUUGCACGGAAGAUGUCAAUUGGACCAUCGUCAACAAGGUCGGGACUGUUUCACGUGAGCAAAUUGACCGAGUGGUCGAUGCUCGUCGCGGUGGUUAUGAGGCGAACGCAAGACCAGCUCAAGCGCUCAACGGACGUGUUGUUUUCCUAAAUGAACAGGCCCGCCGUUAG